CGGGGUAUCCUUUUGUAGUACGUAUCGAAAUCGAUGUUGACUUAGCGUCAUAUUGAAGAAACGUUUUGGACAUUCCUAGCAAAAGCAGUUUCCACAAUGGUAGUUGUCGAACAAAUAAUGGAGCCCAGUGCACAGGAAGGGCAUGCAUCAGAACAACGCAGUAUCUCUACCCCGAUAAGAAACGCGGGGCCACAAGGCGGCCAACCUCCACGUGGAGGCGGUCGUGCUGCUAGGGGUGGUGGUAGGAAAACCCCGAUACCUCCUCCACCACGUGCAACCCCUUCCAGCUCUUCUGGUUACCCAGGUGUUAGCUGGAAUAAGCGCAUGGGAGCAUGGUUGGCCUUUUACUACGAUGCCGACACUAGGAGGAGUCGUACGUUCCACCCAAAGUACUACGACUUUGACGUUGAUAAGGCCAAGCAGGCUGCCAUCGAGUUUAUGCAGAACAUUGAUAAGCAUCCUGGAUGCAGCUUACGCAAGAGCCGCCGUGAUACGAAGUCCAAUGCCUUUUUGAAUGGUAAGUAUGACAUGGAUAAUCACUUUGGUGAUUUACAUGGACGUACACGUAAGCGUGGUGCUGCGAAUCAUAUGCUCGCUGUCGACUUCAAGGGCAGAGGCGUGAAAGGGACGCUUACCUGCCCACCUACCCCAAAUCCAUUACCAGCGAUAUAUGACAUGGAUAAGCUGCGUCACAACUUCCACGUUACGGCAGAUCUCCUUGAUCAAUGCUACAUGUCGAACUCCGGUACCAUGGAGACGGAAUACACAGGCAACACGGGUGUCAUGGAUAACAACUACCUCAGUGGAUCCUUUGAGUCCCAGCAAGAUUAUGACAAGGGCUACCAGAGUCCAAUGACAUGGCAGUCAUGCCAGAGUUUCUUUGGUAACCAAGAGUACUACGUUGAUUCCCAGGGUUACGGCAACAUGUCAUAUCUGGACGGUGAUAUGCCUUACAUGUCUUCUGAGGGCACCAUGUACAGGGAGACUGAGCCAGUGUACCAGAACGGCGCUACAGACUCACGCCAUCGUAUGCAGUCUGGCGAAGGGCUGUUACCUGGUUCAGGGGAGCCACAGGGUCAGCAUAUGUUUACCUCGAGUUUCGACGCUUCUCCUACCAAGGAGGAGCCGGAUAUACGUAUGCUGAUGCACUCGAUAGCGCUAACUAACGGCGACAGUGUAGAAGGUUACGGCAUGGACAACUAUCAAUUUGGGGAUAGUGCUGCUAAUUACAGUGCCAACCCUGCGCAAAACUUUAGCGCAAACAGUAAUACGGAUUCUACCACCCAGGUAAAUACGCCUCUUGGUAGCCCAUACUUCUCUCCGUACGUACAUACUCUUUAUAACCACUUUCCGGAAGAUUCGGAACUUAACCGUACAUUCGGUUUCCAGAACCUCAUUCUUGGGGGUGAAGGACAAACAAACCAGCAAACGCAGUCUGUGAUGCCACCUCAAAGCUAAAUAACACACGCAUUACAUGUAAGCACAUGGUA
Babesia bovis T2Bo is the source of this 1490-nucleotide messenger RNA. Its product is annotated as AP2 domain family protein. Gene Ontology annotation, biological process: regulation of DNA-templated transcription. The transcript has a single exon. NCBI's taxonomy places the organism in Eukaryota, Apicomplexa, Aconoidasida, Piroplasmida, Babesiidae. The record is from RefSeq and is a predicted model, not a curated record. Gene Ontology annotation, molecular function: DNA-binding transcription factor activity. The coding region runs from base 97 to 1458 and encodes 453 amino acids.